This is a messenger RNA of Rhinichthys klamathensis goyatoka, 1816 nucleotides long. RefSeq names its product sterile alpha motif domain containing 7 (gene samd7). Gene Ontology annotation, molecular function: protein binding. Bases 219 to 1802 code for a protein of 527 amino acids. Lineage: Eukaryota; Metazoa; Chordata; Actinopteri; Cypriniformes; Leuciscidae. The record is from RefSeq and is a predicted model, not a curated record. The transcript has 10 exons.
UUCUUGUUGCAGCUUCAGGUCUCGUGCUCAUUUUGGAAUCAUUUUUCUUGUUUGGAAUGAAUGUAGGCCUAUUGAUAUUUACUUCCUGACUGAGAGCCUGGACAGAUUCCCAUUUCUCUGGCCGACAUUCAGAGACUGAAAGGAGCGACGUUACAGAAAUAUACACCUGAGUGAGUGAAGAUAAAGCAAAGGAGAGGUGAACAGGAGGAGGCAGUGUCAUGACCCCACGUGACCAGCUAAGGAAGAUAUCAGCGCUAGGAGAGCAAGGUGCCCUAGAUGAGAAACACUGGUACCGAUUGGUCAAUGGAAUGUCUGCUGGAGAGUUGCGCCAAAGGCAGGAGCUCAUGAUGAGGAACCAGAUGGCCAUGGCUCCACAGAUCUUGGCUCAGGGGCAGCAGAGACUGCAGGGUGUUCCUGCGCAGUUUGAUCCCCGCUUCAUGGAAAGAGAACUGGUGCAGCCCACUGAGAUGCUGUCAGCUGAUGGUAGACAAAUACACAUGGGUGCCCACCUCGGCCCACCUCUGCCCCAAAACUCCAAUGUUAUUCAAGGCAGGGGAUUCCCUGGCACAGGUUACAGCUUCCUUCCAACUGAAACCAUGGAGACAGUUGCCAGACGACAAGAGUUAAUUCACAAACAGAACAUAGCCAGGAUGGAAAUGAAUGCUAUCCUGCAUCAAAAAGAGUUGGAGAACGCCCACCAAAAGGGUCUUAUUGGUAUGGAGAAUCCCAUGAUGUACCAGGGCAUCCACCCCAAUCCAAUGGCCUUCAGGGGCCGCCAGCGACUCCCGGAUGGUCAUGAUGUAUUCGUCCACCGCGCCACACUUGAAGACCUGCAUGCUAACAGUCUCCUCAUGUCAAGCCCUUACCCACAGAUCAGCACACUGCAAAGGGAGCGAGGACGCAGGACAGGCAGGAGGGCCACCAAUCAUAAGAGCUCCGACAGCAACAUCACUCUCCCUAAAGGCCAAUCAGAAGAGAAGAACAUCGAGCAAAGUCCAGGAGGUGCAUCGGGGGAGGAGAAGGAAGUUGAAGGGAAAGGUGAAAUGAGCAGUGAGGCCACCAGCAACAAACCACACCAAACCAAAGUAGAAACAGAGCUGUCUUCAGCCAGCAGUAGGAAAAGUUUUAAGGAAGGAGAGCCAGGGAUUCGCAAGGCAUGUAUUAGUGGACAGGAGGGUUGUGCAGAAGUCAACAACUGCAAUGCCGGCACCAUUGACAAAGAUAUUUCCAACCCUUGCUCGGCUUUCCAAGAAAAGUUUCUGUACCCAUCUGCCGCCGGCCCUCUCACAGGGAUGCCCUACAUGCUGCCCGUGCCAGGAAAUGGACUUCUACCUCUUGGUCCUCCUAAUAUGUUUCUUAAUGGAGAAGAGAUGUCUGAUAUUCGCAAAUGGACAGUUGAUGACGUCUUCAACUUUAUCAGUGAAAUACCAAGCUGUGCUGAAUAUGCACAGACAUUCAAAGACCACAUGAUUGAUGGAGAGACUUUACCUCUUCUUACAGAGGAGCACCUCCUGGAUACACUUGGGCUAAAGCUUGGGCCGGCACUCAAGAUACGAUCACAGUUGUCCCGACGGAUGGGUAGCAUGUUCUACAACAUGAUGAACUUGCCCCUGCCUGUCUCUGGCCUGCAGCCUCCACCUGAGAAAAGUGGGGACAGAUCAUCAGACAUCAGCUCCCCCCUCAACUGCCACAGCAUGGAGCUUCUCAGCAGCCCCAGAGACACAGAGGCUCUUAAAUCUACGGAGCCUGUUAGUGAAGCAGAUAAUCUUGCUUCACCGACCCAGAUGAGUGAGACCACCUGAAAGAGCACAACUAU